AUGAAUUCAUCGUCGUCGAGAUUGUUGGAACAACGACAAACGUCAGUGGUCACGAAGGAAGACGACGUUUCGAUUCUUGAAGAAUUGUUCGAUUUGCAUCCACAUGAAUUAAACGUGUUGCAACCGACGAUUCAAUCAUUUUGUGAGGAGUCUUCUCUGGGCCAUUUGAUGCCCAAUUUGAAAAACCAAUCGUCGUCAACCUUGUCUUCACUUCCUCCGAUUGAAUGUUUACAACAAUUUUCAAUGAAUGUGAUCUCAAACUCUUGCGAUUCGAUUCGAUUGGUUGGCUCGAAUGAAAGAAAUGCCUUCGAAGACGUGAUAGUAAAUCGAAACGUUGGAAGCGUCGGUGUAGGUGGUUGUUGUGUGGCUGCUUCGACGAUGGAAAUGUCAUGUCCUUUUGAGAAUACGUUAUUUUCAAAUACGUGUUCGGAAAUGAAUGGACGAAUGGAGAGUCUUAAGGAAAAUGGCUGGAUGAGAAGAACAUUGGUCGAUAGGAUGAAUGAGUCUUCUUUAACGACCGUGGUGAGUGCAGUAGGAUCUGAAUUUGGAACUUUACAAUUUUCCAUGUUUGGAAGAGGUGACACUUGUCAGCAAGAGAUGCUUCCAAUGUAUUUAUUGCAACCACAACUUCCCUGUAUGAUAACAAAAUCAUAUAAUAAGAUUCUAUUGAAAAAGAAAGUUUUACCCCAAGCCUGGAAAGAAGCUCUUGAAAAUCAGAGAGUGAAAAAACAAAUACAAAAACAACGAAAAAUGUUGCAACGAGAGAAGAUUAUUCAACGAAGAAGGGAAUUAUAUGGAAGAGUUGCCGCCACAGAAUUGAGCUCGACAGGUAUUCGAUCAAAAAGGGAAAUUACCAAACCCGAGAUGACAAGAAUGGAAAUACCCUUAACUGAGUUUAAAAAGCAAAAUUUAGAUAAGAGAAAAUCAUUAAUGAGAGAGCUCAGUUUGGAAUGGAUCAUUUGUGAAGAAGUUUUAUUAAGGCUUUUACAGUUUCGAUCACAUGAUGUUAAUCAAUUACCAGAAAUGAUUGACGAUGAUCUAAUCGAACAAGUCGAACAACAAUUAAAUGAUGAAGAAAAUCAAAGACAAAAACAGCUCUCCCAAAUAAUGGACGGAAUAUAUCAGAAAAGUGUGAAAAGUUUGCAGCGACUGUACGAUUUAUUAAAUACCGACUCGAUGGACAUUGAAGAUAUUAUUGAUACCAUUUUAGAUUCAGACACACUCUCUCACGUAAAAUCAUAUUAUCUCGAUAGAAGUAUACUUGGCAAGUAUUUGAAUGUUUUGAAUGACUCAACAAUUUCACUCAUGAACGAAACACUCGAAGAUACCCCAACUCAAUUGGACGGAAUGAUUCAACGAAUUCAACAUUUUGCAGUUUCAAUUGUUAAAAAGCUGAGUGCAAACGGACGAAUCGAUCAAAUUCAAACACUUUCGAAUCAACUCGAUGUUCCCUUAAUGAUUCAAUUAGUUCAUUCUCGACAUUUACCGAUUGCCAAUGACGCUUUAUUUAUUCUGGCAAAUAUUGCAAAGAGCUCAAGUUCACAACGAGAUCAAAUUCUCGAUGGACAGAUUGUGAAAGAAAUAGCAUGGCUCAUGUCGACACGAGUCAUCAAUGAAGAGGAUGAACAACAACUUUCCUUGAUGCGAAUGGCUGCUUGGUGUUUUUCAAAACUUUGUGUUGGAAGCCCCUCUCCCAGUAAAGAACACAUGAAACAACUUUUAACUCUCACUCCCUAUUUCCUGCAUCGAAAAGACAUUGAAACUCUUACUCACACUUGUCGAGCCAUUGGACGUCUCAUGUAUCCCAAAGAAAUGAUCACCCCCUUCCUACAAACUGGCCAAUCGACACGAAUGAUCGCCUUGUUAAAUAAUCGAAGUGAAUCCGAAUACAAUUUAUUGGCACAAGCUCUUGUGGCUGCUGUGAAUAUUUCAGCAGGAACCGACGAAGAGACUCAACAUCUCGUCACACUCAACAUUUUGGACAUUUCUCUCAAAAUUUUGAGAUUACCCAUGGUUCCAAAAUCUAUUCGAAUUGAUGCCAUGAUUCUCGUUUCGAAUGUUUGUGCCUGUACCGAAGAUCAAGUUCAAAAAGCAAUUGAUUGUGGUGUGUUGGAAGAGAUUGCAUUGAUUUUCAAUCGGAAAGACACAUUGAUGGAUUUGAAAAAAGAAGCCGUUUGGAUUUUUCGAAAUGCCGCCAAUAGUGGACUCGACGCUCAUAUUGAGCUCUUUGUUGAGCGAUAUCAAAUUGUGCCUCCAUUGUGUGAAAUGAUUGUGAAUGGACACUCAGAAACUCAAAUCAAAAACAUGUGUAUGCAAACUCUUGUGAAAAUUUUGGAAUAUUACGAAGAGCGAGAGGAGAGGAGUGAAGAGAUGGAACAUGACAAUCAGCGUGGCAAAACGAAUGUGACAGAACGACGAGUUGUGGAAGGGUCACACUCCCAAAGCAAGUUGAAAUCUUUUAAUGAAAUUCUUUCACACAUUCAGAAGAGUGGAGCUGCAAAAGAAAUUUUGCAAAUGGAUAUUCAUUCAUCGGAAUAUGUGGAAACUUUAUCGAAAUUUCUUCUUCGAUCUUGA
Messenger RNA from Naegleria fowleri, 2574 nucleotides. RefSeq lists its product as uncharacterized. The record is from RefSeq and is a predicted model, not a curated record. Gene Ontology annotation, biological process: NLS-bearing protein import into nucleus. Bases 1 to 2574 code for a protein of 857 amino acids. The transcript is spliced from 4 exons. NCBI's taxonomy places the organism in Eukaryota, Heterolobosea, Eutetramitea, Acrasida, Naegleriidae. Gene Ontology annotation, cellular component: nucleus. Gene Ontology annotation, molecular function: nuclear import signal receptor activity.